AUGGCUCCUAGAACGAAGCACUACGAGAAUCUCCCCGAUGUUGACGACCACGACAAUCGCUCCAGCACGGAAGUCGAGGAGGGUUUGAUGCAUGAGGAGAAGCAUUGGCACUCGAUCGAUCUUGACGCCAGCCCGUCACCGAAGAAGACAUGGUGGAAGCAGACCAAGGCUCUCUUGAGGCGAUACCGCUGGCUCAUCGACACCCUGCUCCUCCUGACAAACAUCGGUUUGAGUUUGGGACUGAGUCUGUUGAUGUACUAUCAAUUUGAGGAUGCCAAGUUCCCUGUCACUGUCAGGCAGGUUGGCGGGGAUUACACUGGUGCUGGACCAAUGUUUCCCACGAAGGUUGUGUCAUUCGCGGCAGACUACGCGUAUGUCCCGCCUAAUGCGACUGAAUUCAUGAGCGAUGCUACAUUGAGCCAAUGGAGGUCGUUGCUGCCAGUUGGUUCGGGAUGGAAGUGGGUUGGUAAUGACCCAUUCUUCACUACAUCAAUGACCCAUCAGCUGCACUGCAUCUUCAUGAUGGGCAAUAUCUUCUCGGGCCUGACGACAAACAACAUGGACAAGGUUCCUACGGACUACGUCUCGCACUACUUCCACUGCGUCGAUUAUCUGAGACAGGCAGUCAUGUGCUCGGGUGACGUUGCGCUUGAGCCGCAUGAGAUCACUGAUUCUGAUGACAACGGUCCGCAAGAUGGAAGCUGGAACGGACAGCAUGUGUGCAAAGACUACAGCCAGGUCAUGAAGUACCUCGACAAACAAAUUGCCGAGGGCGUUCGUGUUGUUUUGCCGAUAGACGAUUAA
Messenger RNA from Colletotrichum gloeosporioides, 804 nucleotides. RefSeq lists its product as uncharacterized. NCBI's taxonomy places the organism in Eukaryota, Fungi, Ascomycota, Sordariomycetes, Glomerellales, Glomerellaceae. The transcript is spliced from 5 exons. Bases 1 to 804 code for a protein of 267 amino acids. The record is from RefSeq and is a predicted model, not a curated record. Gene Ontology annotation, biological process: mycotoxin biosynthetic process.